Messenger RNA from Grammomys surdaster, 2468 nucleotides. It is a transcript of the gene Plin1, whose product is annotated as perilipin 1. Bases 447 to 2003 code for a protein of 518 amino acids. Gene Ontology annotation, cellular component: lipid droplet. NCBI's taxonomy places the organism in Eukaryota, Metazoa, Chordata, Mammalia, Rodentia, Muridae. The record is from RefSeq and is a predicted model, not a curated record. Gene Ontology annotation, biological process: lipid metabolic process. The transcript is spliced from 9 exons.
UACCAAGGGAUGCAGAGACCUGCAGGGAGACCCCUGAGGAAAAGAAUGAAAGACCACGGGCACAGAGGGCCUGUUGACUUACCCAGAAGACAGCUCUUUGAGAGAAGGCUUAACCUAGCUGGCAGUAGAGGGCAACAGGAAUUAACUAGAAUUUUGUUCUGAAGAAAAGACUAAACUCUACCCAACACUCGUUCUUCAGUCUCUCUUUGAGGAGCCCCAGAUUUUGUCCUAAACUGUUUCUCAUCUCAGUAUCUUUAUCUCAUUACCAACAUUUUCAUUUAUCUUGAGCCCUUUAAAAAAAAAACAUUAAUUUUUAGCUGAUCACGGAGCUCAUUUUGAGCAGAUAGGCGACUCGUUGUAUUGGGACUUCCAGGAGCAGCCUCCCCUAUGUGUCAUUUGACCUCCAACCUAGGCCAGCUGAGCUCCCAGAUGCGUGGACAGUAAGGAUGUCAAUGAACAAGGGCCCAACUCUGCUGGAUGGAGACCUCCCUGAGCAGGAGAAUGUGCUCCAGAGAGUUCUGCAGCUGCCUGUGGUGAGCGGGACCUGUGAGUGCUUCCAGAAGACUUACAACAGCACCAAAGAAGCCCACCCCCUGGUGGCCUCUGUGUGCAAUGCUUAUGAGAAGGGUGUACAGGGUGCCAGCAACCUGGCUGCCUGGAGCAUGGAGCCAGUGGUCCGCCGGCUGUCCACCCAGUUCACAGCUGCCAAUGAGUUGGCCUGCAGAGGACUGGACCACCUGGAGGAAAAGAUCCCAGCGCUUCAAUACCCUCCAGAAAAGAUCGCCUCUGAACUGAAGGGCACCAUCUCUACCCGCCUUCGAAGUGCCAGGAACAGCAUCAGUGUGCCCAUUGCAAGCACUUCUGACAAGGUUCUGGGGGCCACUCUGGCCGGCUGCGAGCUCGCCUUGGGGAUGGCCAAAGAGACAGUGGAAUAUGCCGCCAACACCCGAGUCGGCCGACUGGCCUCUGGAGGGGCUGAUCUGGCUCUGGGAAGCAUCGAGAAGGUGGUGGAGUUCCUCUUGCCACCAGACAAGGCGGAGUCAGCCUCUUCUUCUGGAAGGCAGAAGACCCAGAAGGCUCCCAAGGCCAAACCAAGCCUCGUGAGGAGGGUCAGCACCCUGGCCAACACUCUUUCUCGACACACCAUGCAGACCACAGCGUGGGCCCUGAAGCAGGGCCACUCUCUGGCCAUGUGGAUCCCGGGUGUGGCACCCCUGAGCAGCCUGGCCCAAUGGGGUGCAUCAGCAGCCAUGCAGGUGGUGUCCCGGCGGCAGAGUGAGGUGAGGGUACCCUGGCUGCACAAGCUGGCAGCCUCCCAGGAUGAGAACCACGAGGACCAGACGGACACAGAGGGAGAAGAGACAGACGAGGAGGAGGAAGAAGAGGAAUCAGAAGGCGAGGAGAACGAGCUCAGAGAGGUAACAGCCCUGCCCAACCCGAGAGGCCUCCUGGGUGGUGUGGUACACACCAUGCAGAAGACUCUCCGGAACACCAUCUCAGCAGUGACAUGGGCACCUGCGGCUGUGCUGGGCACGGUGGGAAGGAUCCUGCACCUCACACCAGCCCAGGCUGUCUCCUCCACCAAAGGGAGGGCCAUGUCCCUAUCCGAUGCCCUGAAGGGUGUUACGGAUAACGUGGUAGACACUGUGGUACACUAUGUGCCGCUUCCCAGGCUGUCCUUGAUGGAGCCCGAGAGUGAAUUCCGAGACAUCGACAACCCUCCAGCAGAGGCGGAGCGCAAAGGGUCGGGGGCGCGGCCCGCCAGCCCGGAGUCCACGCCGCGCCCCGGCCAGCCCCGCGGCAGCUUGCGCAGCGUGCGGGGUCUCAGCGCGCCCUCCUGCCCGGGCCUGGACGACAAAACCGAGACGUCAGCGCGUUCCGGCUUCCUGGCUAUGCCCAGGGAGAAGCCUGCGCGCAGGGUCAGCGACAGCUUCUUCCGGCCCAGCGUCAUGGAGCCCAUCCUGGGCCGCGCGCAGUACAACCAGCUGCGCAAGAAGAGUUGAGCAGCCUGCGCCUCUGCUCGCCCCGGCGCCACCCCACAGGAAGGUCGCUUCUGCCCAAGGGUGGCCUCUUAGGAACCCGAGCCACAACCCCACGAUGCUCUCGAGGAACACAUCAUUUCUAAAGCAUCCUUUGGGGGCUUGACCAUCAGAGCCAGUAUUUAAGGGGCACCAGAGCAGCGGUCGACUCUCUUCUCCUCUCUCGUUGGCAGAAUCUCUUAUGGCUUUUUUUUUUAAAAAACUAUAAAAGCAAUUGCUUAAUUGGAUUUCUCACUUCUUUAACAAAACUUGUUGCCAAGUGACACCUGGCUAGUUCUAAAAUUCCCUUCUCUGUGGACAUGCAUUUAUUGCCAAAAGAAGUGGGUCAGUUGACAGUUCCUUUUCUUUCCUUUUCCUUUCCUCUUGUCUUCCUUCUCCCUCUAUUCUUCUUUCCUCCUCCUCCUCCUCCCCCUCCUCCCCUCCUCAUUC